Molecule: messenger RNA, 771 nt
Organism: Ipomoea nil (Japanese morning glory)
Lineage: Eukaryota; Viridiplantae; Streptophyta; Magnoliopsida; Solanales; Convolvulaceae
Product: ferredoxin, root R-B1-like
Exons: 2
Coding region: 194-655 (153 amino acids)
Biological process (GO): electron transport chain
Cellular component (GO): plastid
Molecular function (GO): electron transfer activity; 2 iron, 2 sulfur cluster binding
Source: RefSeq, a predicted model, not a curated record
GUCACUGUACAAAUGCAGGCGCGAGGCGAUUCGUCGGCUCUGGACGGAGUUUAGAUCAUCGAACCAUCUGUCUUUCUAUAAAUCCGCAUUUUGGAGCCACUUUUCUAAGCGCCGAUUCCUCUACUGCGCCGCUUCUUCACUCUCUCAUUAGCUCAUUCUUGACUCCACAAUCACAAAUCCCGUCUUGGUAAACAUGUCGACUGUCGGUCUCCCAUCUAGUUGUGUGUCCAUUCCUGCAACUCAUGCCAGAACUAAGAGUGCCUCUGUCAAGUUCCCAUCGUCUCCAGUGUCUAUUAAAAGCACCACUAAAUCUUUCGGUUUGAACUUGAAAGCUGACUCUCGCUUCAGAGCAUCUGCAAAUGCAGUAUACAAGGUCAAGUUGAUAGACCCUGAUGGCAAUGAGCACGAGUUUGAUGCACCUGCCGAUGCUUACAUCCUGGACUCUGCAGAGGCGGCAGGGAUGGACCUGCCCUAUUCUUGCAGGGCUGGUGCAUGCUGCACUUGUGCUGGGAAGAUCGCGUCCGGUUCUGUUGAUCAAUCUGAUGGAUCGUUUCUUGAUGAUAGCCAAAUGGAAGAGGGAUAUUUGCUGACUUGUGUCGCUUACCCGACCUCAGAUUGUGUGAUUCACACUCACAAGGAGACUGAGCUUUUCUAGGUAUUACUUCACAGCUUAUUCCCUUGUAGCAGUUACAUGACUGACAACAGUAUGUUAGCUUGUUUUCUUGAAUUGUCAGGAUUAUGAUUCAAUUGGCAUUGCCUUCCCCCAUUUCA